Molecule: messenger RNA, 360 nt
Organism: Phytophthora infestans T30-4
Lineage: Eukaryota; Oomycota; Peronosporomycetes; Peronosporales; Peronosporaceae
Exons: 3
Coding region: 1-360 (119 amino acids)
Source: RefSeq, a predicted model, not a curated record
AUGACCCCGCAACAAUUCAUUGAGCAUGUACAGAUUCACUGGAGUCGGUACGGUUUCUUUCCACACCCUGCUGUACUGCGUGGCCUCUUCAGUUGGGACUUCGGAACGCGAGGGCUGUCAAUCAUGCAUUUCGUACGCGUGACUGAGAAGGCGAAACGAGAUGCUGUUCGACAAUUCUCGGCGGUAGUUGGAGCUGUCGAAGUGCUCGUCAAUGUGGCUAAUCAACUCUACCAACCCGUGGUGCAAGAUCUCUUCACUCAUGUCUUAAGGCUUUUGGUGGAACUACGCGUACGCGAAAUGCCGAAUACGAGCAGAGCCUUAACAGAAUUAGUCGGGUGGAUGGAUGAUCGAUUGGACUGA